GUACUUCCUGUUUGGGCAAAUCGAGGUCUCCUAAACUGUACACUCCCUGUUCCGUUCAUAGGCCCCUUUCUUUUUAUUUUCAAGCUUUUUUUCCGGUGCAUCUCGUCCGCAUCUUGCAAAGCAUCUCCAUUUCUGCUUUUUUUUUUUAGUUUUCUUUUGGCUGCCAUGAAUCCAGAUAAUGAUAGCGAUAUCUCAGGUCGCAUUGCCGCAGCAAGACGUGAGGCCGAAGCGCUUAAAGAAAGAAUUAAACAACGAAAGGAAGCGUUGGCCGACACAACGUUACAAGAGAUGGCGAAAGAAGUGGAACCACUGCCCCGCAUCAUCAUGAAAGUCCGUCGAACACUGAAAGGCCAUCUGGCGAAAAUUUAUUCGAUGCACUGGGCAGCCGAUAAAAGGCACUUGGUAUCUGCGUCGCAAGACGGUAAACUCAUCGUCUGGGAUGCUUAUUCAGCGAACAAAGUGCACGCCAUUUCACUUCGAUCGUCGUGGGUGAUGACCUGCGCUUAUUCCCCGUCGGGGAACUUUGUGGCUUGUGGUGGUCUCGACAAUAUUUGUUCCAUCUACAACCUGAAAACCCGAGACGGUCCUCAGCGCCCUGCGCGCGAACUCUCGGCACACACCGGUUAUUUAAGCUGUUGUCGGUUCUUGAACGAUCGUCAAAUCCUCACGGCGUCCGGAGAUAUGACAUGUAUGCUGUGGGAUAUCGAUGCAGGUGUCAAAACCGAAGAAUUUUCAGAUCAUACCGGCGAUGUCAUGAGCUUAUCUUUAGGACCUAAUCCCAAUGUGUUUGUCACCGGUGCUUGUGAUGCUACGGCCAAAGUGUGGGAUAUCCGCACGAAACGAUGUGUUCAAACUUUUGCAGGUCACGAAUCCGAUAUUAACUGUGUUCAGUUCUUUCCCAACGGCGAUGCUUUUGCUACUGGCUCGGAUGAUGCAAGUUGCCGACUGUUUGAUUUACGCGCGGACUGUGAAAUGAGUGUCUACACCCACGAAAGCAUUUUAUGCGGCAUCACAUCGAUUGCGUUUUCUGUUUCUGGACGUCUCAUGUUUGGAGGUUACGACGACUACAACUGCAAUGUAUGGGAUACGUUGAAAGGAGAACGCGUCGGUGUCCUUUCGGCUCAUGAAAACCGUGUAUCCUGUCUGGGCGUCGGCGGCGAUGGUAUGGCUCUUUGUACAGCCAGCUGGGAUUCCAAUCUCAAGAUCUGGGCAUAGUGUGCCGCACCCUUUUUUUAUUGCCCUUAUUUUGUAUCACAUACAUAGCUCCCCAAUUUUACUAUGCGCAAAUCGACCAGAUAGACACAAUAGUGUAGCUAUUGCAACAUUUUUUUUAAUACCUUGUUAACCAAUGAUUUUUG
Radiomyces spectabilis is the source of this 1358-nucleotide messenger RNA. RefSeq names its product guanine nucleotide-binding protein subunit beta. The transcript is spliced from 4 exons. Gene Ontology annotation, cellular component: cytoplasm; heterotrimeric G-protein complex. Bases 166 to 1215 code for a protein of 349 amino acids. The record is from RefSeq and is a predicted model, not a curated record. Gene Ontology annotation, biological process: G protein-coupled receptor signaling pathway. Gene Ontology annotation, molecular function: signaling receptor complex adaptor activity; protein binding. NCBI's taxonomy places the organism in Eukaryota, Fungi, Mucoromycota, Mucoromycetes, Mucorales, Radiomycetaceae.